Molecule: messenger RNA, 4723 nt
Organism: Pseudomyrmex gracilis
Lineage: Eukaryota; Metazoa; Arthropoda; Insecta; Hymenoptera; Formicidae
Product: very low-density lipoprotein receptor-like
Exons: 14
Coding region: 1165-3954 (929 amino acids)
Molecular function (GO): calcium ion binding; protein binding
Source: RefSeq, a predicted model, not a curated record
UGAGUCUGCGCGCGCAGGUGGCGCGAUGUCGGUGCGUCAGACUCGUUCGUCGCUUCAUGUAGUCUCGCCCGGGAGUGCGAGAAAGAGAGGGAGAGAGAGAGAAGUGAUAUUUAGUACUGGGUGGUUAAGCGUGGCAGAGAGAAACAGCAGAAAGAAACCGGCCGAAUCACAGUGACGGAAUACAGAGCACGGAAAAACUUUGCUUUUGUUGUCACUGGUAAAUACAAAAUUAAGAAAGCAAGUAUUUGAGACAUUUCUGAUUACUGGUAAACUCGUUUCUAAUGACUGCUACAUCUGACGAAAACAAAAUAUUUGCGUUUUGUCAGCUCCGCAAGUACUGAAUUCUUCAGCCGCAAAGUGGUGUGUAUCGGACUUUCUGAACUGUCAUCAUACAAAUCGGGGAAACUUCGAGGAAGAAGUAUAUGAUAAAUACACAAAAAUCAGAAAGGUUUUUAUUCACAAACAGAGAGAAAAGCGCGUCAAUUGAUAAGUUUGCAAAUAAAGAGUUAAGUUGUCGCGUUGUAUGUGUGUGCGUAUGAAUGUAGUGGAAAUCACCCCCUGGACUACUGGGCGCUGUUGACUCGUACGUUCACGUGACAAUCCGCCACUGCUGGAUCGACGUAGCGAGGGAGCAAGACAGGAAGGAGGGAGAAAGACGAAUAUAUCUCAUGAGACACACGAAGGUGGUCUCAUACGAGGCGGGCCGGUGAAUUUCAGCACUUCGUCAAGUUAUAAAUUUUUGUUCGCACGAAACCACAGAAAAGACCGAGUAACAAAAGAAAAAAGACAGACUAUAAGACGAAGAAGUUUAAAAUACAUAGGAGAGAAAGAGCAGGCCACUCGACUGACAGCUUCGCGAAUACCGAUGCGUAGCAGAGGCUGGACCGCGUGUUCUUGUCAGGUUCCACCAGUUACCGUUCUAUCCGACUGCGGUGCAGCUUGUUGUUAUUGUUGUUGUUGAUCGAUAACCGCGAGAUAAGAAGAAAGAGAAGACAGAGAGCCGGUAGGAGAGGGCGAGCGAGAGGUGCUGAGAAGAAACUGUGGCUGGAAGCAUCGAGAGGUUGGCAACGGUGCCGCUCUGCGCUGGGGUGGUGGUGGUGCGCCGUGACACAGUAGUAGAACGAAGGCACGAAGGACACGACCGUGAGAAGAAAGAGGGUUGUUAUGGGGCGAGACUACCAUGGCGUGCUGCUGCUCGCCGCACUGGCCGUGCUGGCAGCCGCGGGCGCCUUCUCCACUGACAGUAAAUCGGCUUGCCCUUUGAGACAAUUCCGCUGCGCCAACGGCAGGUGCAUACCGCUCUCGUGGGUCUGCGACAAAACGGACGAUUGUACUGACAAUUCCGACGAAAGUCCGGAGGAAUGCAAAAACACCCAGGAAUGCAAAGAUACGGAAUUCGAGUGCUCCAACGGCAGAUGUAUACCCAGUAUAUGGCACUGCGACGGAGACCCGGACUGCCCGGACGGCGCUGACGAGGAUCCUGCCGUUUGCAGAACAGCAUCGUGCAGCGAAACGGAGUUUCAAUGCAGCCCAGGCGAGUGCAUCCCGAAGCCAUGGGUGUGCGAUCGCCAGACUGAUUGCAACAACGGCAUGGAUGAGAAGAACUGUCACAGAACCAAGACCUGCACUCCGGAACAAUUUACAUGCCAUUCGGGCAAUGGCGAGUGCGUGGCAUUAACAUGGAUGUGCGAUGACAACCCAGACUGUUCAGACGGUUCAGACGAGGCUGAGUGCAACGAUACUUGCCGGUCUGACGAGUUUACCUGUGCAAAUAAGCACUGCAUCCAACAGAUGUGGGUAUGCGACAAUGACAACGAUUGCGGAGAUAAUAGCGACGAGAAAGGUUGCAGAACGGUAACUUGUCAUCCCGAGACCGAUUUUGCAUGCUCCAACUAUUAUUGUAUAACGUCACGGUGGAGAUGUGACGGCGAUUAUGAUUGUCCCGAUCGAUCCGACGAAAUAGGAUGCAAGGACGUUUCCAAUAAAACAAAAUUAAGCCAUUGUAACAAUGAAUUUGAUUGCGACGAUGGUGUUACUUGUAUUCAUCAAACUUGGGUGUGUGAUGGCGAGAAAGAUUGCCCGAAUGGUGCGGACGAAUCCCCGCAGAGAUGCCAAAAUGUCACCUGCAGACCCGAUCAAUUUCAAUGUGAAGAUCGGCGUUCUUGCAUUUCAGGUCAUUUAUAUUGCAACGGUAAAACCGACUGUGCUGAUGGAAGCGACGAGAAAAAUUGCACAAGCAAAAUCGCUAGCUGUGAUCCACGGAUUCAGUUCGAGUGCAGCGAGGGUUCGUGCAUCCCUUUGGAAAACGUGUGUAACAAAAAUCCAGAUUGCAUCGGCUGGGAGGAUGAAAGCACCGAGCUCUGUGGCGUGAAUGAGUGCACAAAAAACAACGGCGGAUGCUCUCAGAUUUGCGUCGAUCUGCCCAUUGGUUACCGAUGCGACUGCCACCCAGGAUAUAGACUCAUCGACAAUCGCACAUGCGAUGAUAUCGACGAAUGUUUAGAGCCCGGCAGUUGUUCUCAGUUUUGUCAAAAUGAAAAAGGAGGCUUUAAAUGCAGCUGCGCUUCCGGUUAUUUGAAAGAUCCGCGAAAUUCUACACGUUGCAAAGCCGCGGAGGGUCACGCGAGUCUGUUAUUUGCUCGUCGGCACGAUAUUCGAAAGGUAGCUUUAGAUCGUCAAGAAAUGACCGCCAUUGUUAAUAACACCAAAAUGGCAACAGCUUUGGACUUUGUUUUUCGUACUGGAAUGAUUUUCUGGAGCGAUGUCAGUGAAAAGAAAAUUUAUAAAGCUCCGAUAGAUGAAGGAAAUGAACGCACAGUGGUUAUUGAGAACGAUCUUACUACGUCGGAUGGUUUGGCAGUCGAUUGGAUUUACAGCCACAUUUAUUGGACUGAUUCCGGAAAAGAUACCAUUGAAUUGGCCAAUUUUGAGGGAAAUAUGAGGAAAACUUUAAUACGAGACCAUAUUCAAGAACCUAGGGCAAUAGCGCUAAAUCCUUUGGAGGGAUGGAUGUUCUGGACGGAUUGGAGCGACGAAGCUCGCAUCGAACGUGCUGGCAUGGAUGGAACUCAUCGCUCAGUAAUUAUCGGCAGUGACGUCAAAUGGCCUAAUGGUUUAACUUUAGACCUGAUCGGCAAGAGAGUAUACUGGGUAGACGCAAAAUUGAACAUCAUAGGUUCUUGCAAUUAUGACGGUACUGGUAGACGGACAGUUCUCUAUUCUCCCGAUAGUCUCAGGCAUCCUUUUAGCAUCACUACUUUCGAGGAUUAUGUAUAUUGGACUGAUUGGGAUAAAGAAACAAUCUUCAAAGCCAACAAGUUUACCGGAAAAGAAGUGGAAGCUGUAACGUCAAUUCGAACGCUACAACAUCCAAUGGUAGUCCAUGUAUAUCAUCCUUAUAGACAGCCCGACGGAAUGAAUCAGUGCCAAGCUGUCAACGGGCAUUGCAGCCAUCUAUGUUUGCCGGCACCUAGAAUCACCUCUAGAUCACCACAGUUGUCAUGUGCAUGUCCGGAUGGCUUACGAUUAUUACCUGAUGGAUUGAUGUGCGUGGAAAAUGUUACUACCACCGUAGCACCGUCCACGCAAUCAACUACGAAGCCGUUCAUGAGGCUUGAGCCUCUAAAUAUUACUACAACUACGAAUCCACUUUCUUCAGAUGCAGAUGGGAAGAAAACCGCAACAACGGAGUCUACAGAUCCUGGCUUAGUUGCCGGCAUUGUGAUAGGCGUAGUGUCUAUAGGAUUACUGAUGCUCGCGCUUGUAGCUGUGCUCUGCUACAGGCAUUAUCUACAUCGUAAUGUUACCAGUAUGAAUUUCGACAACCCCGUUUACAGGAAAACUACAGAAGAUCAGUUUAGCCUUGAGAAAAACAGAUUCCCACUUCCUGCAGCUACAGUUGGAGAGGAGGCUCAGGAACCAUUAACAAGUCCUGGCACAAAUGACUAUGUUUAAGACUCAGUCUGUUUGAAUGCAGAGAGCUUAACAGGCUAUCGGGAUAUUAUAUCGACCAAGUGAUAAAAACAUGUAAAGAAACAAGAAAUAUUUGCGUCGAAAGAGCCUGUCCAAACGCAUCAUGCCUGCGCUCGCUCGCAAGCCUGCCAACCAACUGUGAUUAUGUUAAUUUUUUUGUAUCUAUUUCUUUACAAAUUUUAGCACUUUGUCACUUGAAUAUAUAUGUAUAUUACGCAACAUAUUUAGAUUUGCGCCGGAGGCAUAAAGGGAGAAAUGUCUAGAGAAACUUGUUGCCAAAUAAGCGAUCUUCACUUCAUAUAUCCAACAGUGUGUAGUUCGAUAUGAGAUUAAGAUUCCUACUGAAUGUUUUCUCUAGUUACGUAUCAUAUAAUUUAUAAUAUAGUAUCCUUUUAGAUGGAUCUAUAAUACGGCCUGGCGCAUAUAACGCGUGAUUCUACACGCGUUAUGUAUACGUAAGAAUAGUGAUUAUCAACUUGUUAUUGUUUAAUUAUUAUUUAUUAUUUAAGGAUAUUAAAGAUAAAGUAGACACUACUGAGUGAGUAGGUGUAGAACAUAACAAAAUACUGCUUUUUUCUUAGCAGUAUUUUGUAGAAAAACCAUUUGUAAAUAACACACGAAUCUCAAUUGUAUUGUUAAAAUUAUUUGCAAAUUACUGCACAAUGUGAAACACGAUAUGAAAGUUAUAAUAGUUAAAAGAAUGCUGUGAAAUAAAUUAUCAAAGUAAAGUGAAAUAAGAGGCUAUAAUUAA